AUGCCACGAUUGAGAUUCUCAGCCACCAGACUUCUCUCCGUGCUGACCUUAGGUGCUGGCGCUGGAACGGUCGGCGCUUUCCAAUGGUGGACACAGGACUGUCGAUUCGUCCCGUACGAUCCGUCCAACGACGACCUAUUCAAAAGCACGAUCUACCGCCGUUUCAACCCGAACCAGAAUCCCACCUUCCAUGACCUCUGUGUGCGCAAGGUCCCGCUGAGCAGGCUGGAUCCCUCUCUUCUACGGGACCAUGAAGAAGGGGGCACGAAGUUGAUCGAAGCGUACUGUGCCGCAGUCUGGGCAAGCCACGCCUACACGAUCCAGCGCAGGUACUUGCAACAGCGAUACAGCUCGCCAACGACUUCCCACCAACUCUGGAGACGAUCGGACCUUCGCCAAUCCUCUUACGAAGUCGGCACCGAGAUCACCAACCAUUUCGUCGUGCUGGCCAAGACUCCAACGUCGAUUCUACUCCGAUGUGGUGACUCGCCGCUGAACACGCCUCACGGGCCGCGGCACAUCGAUGGGCUAUUCGAGAUGAGCGUGGCUACGGACAAGGAUGAAGGCGUCGCAGAGUUUCGGAUGAAAAGCCUCUUCUAUCACGGUGUGGGCAAGGUGUCUACAAGUCCCAUCAGACCCUUCUCGUUCGAAGCGUGGGCCCACAAGCGAUACGCUAAGUUGUUGCUGGAGGAAGCCGUCCAGAGCUGUACGCAGAGUGCCUGGAGCGGCACCCGGUUGUCUUCUCUUGCGCGCAGAGAGCAGAAAGGCACGGCUGAAGGUACUCAAAUUCAGUAG
Cladophialophora carrionii CBS 160.54 is the source of this 795-nucleotide messenger RNA. RefSeq lists its product as uncharacterized. The transcript is spliced from 2 exons. NCBI's taxonomy places the organism in Eukaryota, Fungi, Ascomycota, Eurotiomycetes, Chaetothyriales, Herpotrichiellaceae. The record is from RefSeq and is a predicted model, not a curated record. The coding region runs from base 1 to 795 and encodes 264 amino acids.